This is a messenger RNA of Ordospora colligata OC4, 945 nucleotides long. Its product is annotated as RIO protein kinase. The coding region runs from base 1 to 945 and encodes 314 amino acids. Lineage: Eukaryota; Fungi; Microsporidia; Ordosporidae. The transcript has a single exon. The record is from RefSeq and is a predicted model, not a curated record. Gene Ontology annotation, biological process: maturation of SSU-rRNA; protein phosphorylation. Gene Ontology annotation, cellular component: cytosol; preribosome, small subunit precursor. Gene Ontology annotation, molecular function: protein serine/threonine kinase activity; ATP binding.
AUGAAGCUGGUAACGGACGGAGUGUGGACAAUAUCUAAAACACACUUGCGGAUUCUCAAAACCGCAGAGGAGUGUAUGAAGAGCCACAGCGCAGCGAUUAGUUUUGAGAUGUUGAAGAAUCGAUCGAGAAUACAGGGAAGCUUUAUGGAGCAUGCUGUUGAUCUGUGCAAACUUAAGUUUUUGACAUACAUUGACCAGGGAUAUAAACUCUCUUGCUCUGGGAUGGAUUGUCUUGCAAUUAACGCAUUAAGAUCUAGGGGAUUGGAGAUUAUGGGAGAAAAGAUAGGGAUUGGAAAGGAGUCUGAUAUAUACAUUGGAGUGUAUGCUGGAAGGAGUGUUGCAUUAAAGUUCCACAGACUCGGAAGAACAAGCUUCCGGAGUGUAAGAAAUGCAAGGGGAUAUGUGAAAGACAAGGUGAACUGGCUUAUGAUGUCGAAGGUAUCGUGUGAUAGAGAAGUUGCAUAUCUGGAGAUGUUUAAAGAUAUGUGUGUUCCAUUGGUGUUAGACCAUGAUAGACAUGUUAUUGUGCAGGAGCUCUUGGAUUAUCAGCCUUUGUACAAAACAAGAGUUGACAAUCCUGAGCAUAUAUGCAAACUAAUGCUUGAGUUUAUCAGGGAUCUUUGGAACAGAGGAUAUGUUCAUGGAGACUUUAAUGAGUUCAACAUUAUGGUCAGUGAUGAUAUCAAGGUGAUAGAUUUUCCACAAUGUAUUAAGAAUACAGAUAGUAGAGCGCUUCCGUAUCUUAAAAGGGACUUUGAGUGUGUUUUACAGUACUUUAAGAAAAAGUCUAAUUAUGUUCCUGAGGAUUCAAACUAUGAAGAAUUUUUGAAAGAGCUUUCAAUUGAUGCACAUAUAGAUAACAACAACAGUGAUAAUGUUGACUCUACAGAUGAGCUGCAUGAAUCAGUUGAAUUAAUUGGACUAAUAGAUAAGAUGGUUGUUUGA